Messenger RNA from Dissoconium aciculare CBS 342.82, 723 nucleotides. RefSeq lists its product as uncharacterized. The coding region runs from base 1 to 723 and encodes 240 amino acids. Gene Ontology annotation, molecular function: protein binding. NCBI's taxonomy places the organism in Eukaryota, Fungi, Ascomycota, Dothideomycetes, Mycosphaerellales, Dissoconiaceae. The transcript is spliced from 3 exons. Gene Ontology annotation, biological process: proteasome-mediated ubiquitin-dependent protein catabolic process. The record is from RefSeq and is a predicted model, not a curated record. Gene Ontology annotation, cellular component: cytoplasm; nucleus.
AUGCGUCCAACAAAGUCUUUCGAGCAGAAGGUGGAUGAGGCUAAGCCUAGCAAGAGUGAGAUCAAUUGGAUAGUCAUGGACUACCUUGUUUCUGAGGGCUACCCUGCUGCUGCCGAGAAAUUCGCCGAAGAAACCAAUAUCAAGCUUCCUUCUGCGCCGCAAGACAUUCGAGAGCGAGUACUCAUCCGCAAUGCCCUUCACGCUGGCCGUGUUGAGGAGGCGGUGUACAUGAUCAACGAGAUUGAUCCCCAGAUACUCGACGACAAUCAUCCUCUUCAUUUCAAUCUCAUGCAGCUCCAGCUUAUUGAGCUGAUUCGGCAAAUUCUCGAUCAUCCUGAUAAUGCGAAUCCUCAGCGAGCAUUUGCGUUUGAACCUGCCAUUGUAUUUGCGCAGGAGCAACUGGCGCCUCGCGUUCCCACUGGGAAAAUAUAUCAGGACGCACUCGAAAGAACGAUGGCCCUGAUGAUAUUUCCUGUGGACAAGAUGCCAUCGGAGGUCGCCGUGCUUUUGCACACCUCACUCCGCUCCAAGGUUGCGUCCGAUGUAAAUCGCGCAAUAUUGCAGAACAGAGGCCAACGGGAUGAAGCCAAACUUCGCCAGCUUGUGCGCGCUAGACUCUGGGCAGAAUCUGCUGCACGGGAGGCAAAGAUCGACUCUGUUCCAGCUGGAUUGUCGCUUGGUCUGGGAACGUCAUCCGUAGGAGAUGAUGCUAUGGUCACUUGA